Molecule: messenger RNA, 387 nt
Organism: Rotaria socialis
Lineage: Eukaryota; Metazoa; Rotifera; Eurotatoria; Philodinida; Philodinidae
Source: the annotation of a GenBank genome assembly
AUGAACGAUGAGCGCGACUAUACACAUCAGUCUUUUAAGUUGUUUUCGAUUGAGAACGUUGAAAAUCUUCAAUCUUUAAGGUUAAACAAUAUCUCGCAACUAACGUUUCCCUCCUUGAUUUUUAAUCUUCAUCAAUUACGUCAAUUAUCAAAACUUGUUAUUUUCGAUAGUCCCGACGAUGAUAAUCAAUUAAUAUUCGAACAACUAUUUUUAAAUCGAAUUCCUAAGUUAAAAUCACUUGCACUCGAUUUUAUUCUACACUAUGAGCCAGACGCAGCUUCCACUGACUACAACUAUUCAUCAUCAAAUAUUGAAGUUUUAGCAUUACAUUGUUAUGUAGACAAUGCCAACUUUUUCUUAAAACGAACACCGAUGUUAAAAAAUUAA